This is a messenger RNA of Microthlaspi erraticum, 408 nucleotides long. The record is from the annotation of a GenBank genome assembly. Lineage: Eukaryota; Viridiplantae; Streptophyta; Magnoliopsida; Brassicales; Brassicaceae.
AUGCCGACUCUCACUAAGCUUUACUCCAUGGAAGAAGCAGCAACUCACAACAAGCAAGACGACUGCUGGGUCGUCAUCGACGGCAAGGUCUAUGACGUAACUUCGUACAUGGAUGAUCAUCCUGGAGGAGAUGAUGUGCUUCUUGCUGUCACUGGCAAAGAUGCAACAGAUGAAUUCGAAGACGCAGGACACAGCAAGGACGCCAGGGAACUCAUGGAGAAGUAUUUCAUCGGCGAGAUAGAGGAAGCUUCUGUACAGGAGAUACCUGAGCUUAAGAUCUACAAGAAGGAGGAGCCAAAAGACUCUCUUCAGAAGCUUGUCGACUUGGCAAAGCAGUAUUGGGUUGUUCCUGUCUCCGUUAUCACUGUGUCCAUAGCGGUCAGUGUCUUGUUCUCUUGCAAGAAGUAG